CCUUUGACAUGUUUGAUUGCAUUGACAAACUAGCAAAUUUCAAGUCCUCGAUUUAUCUCAUUCUCUUCCUAUAUAACUAUUUACAAUGGGAACCUGUAAAAGACAACAAAAUCUAUGAUACUAUAGACCCUGGACUUGAAGAUGGAGAUGGAGGUAAUGAGCAAAGUGCAAAGACUAUACGAUGCCUGUAACCAUGUAUUUGGACAAGAAGAGUUGCCUACUUUUCUACAAAUUCAGUCGCUCAAAGAUCUCUUAGAUAGUUUUGAAGCGGUGGAUGUGGGUAUUGAUGAAUUCAGCUCGCCUGGAUCUCCAUCUUCAAGCCCAGAAGGGAUCAGAGAGUUGAUUUGUGGGCAAGGAGUACCUGAAAUCACUUAUAUUCACAUCCAUGAAUGUGAUUAUUUCUCUAUAGGGAUAUUUUGCUUUCCGGCUGGAGCGAUAUUUCCCCUGCAUGAUCAUCCCAGAAUGACAGUCUUGAGCAAGCUCCUUUAUGGAUCUGUAUAUGUGAAGGCCUAUGACUGGGUGAAACUGGAAAAAUCUUGCAGCAGGACAAUUGGACUAGCAAGGAAUGUAGAAGAUGGAAUUCGAAAUGCACCAAGCGAACCAUCCAUCUUAUUUCCAGAAAACGGAGGAAACAUUCAUUCUUUCACUGCAUUGACGCCCUGUGCGAUCUUGGAUGUGUUGUCUCCUCCGUAUUCUGAAGAAUUUGGAAGACCUUCCACUUACUUCUCAGAAUUUCCCAUUCCUGCUCUUCCUGGUUAUACACUGCUCGAAGAGAAAGACCUUCCAGGUGACCUAGUUGUUAUAGGAGCACCAUAUCUUGGCCCUCCUCUCUCGUUGUAUAAAUGUACAAACGCAAAAGCUUGUAUAUAUACAUAGCAUGUAUGUUUUGCACA
Manihot esculenta (cassava) is the source of this 893-nucleotide messenger RNA. RefSeq names its product plant cysteine oxidase 1. NCBI's taxonomy places the organism in Eukaryota, Viridiplantae, Streptophyta, Magnoliopsida, Malpighiales, Euphorbiaceae. Bases 142 to 876 code for a protein of 244 amino acids. Gene Ontology annotation, molecular function: oxidoreductase activity, acting on single donors with incorporation of molecular oxygen, incorporation of two atoms of oxygen. The record is from RefSeq and is a predicted model, not a curated record. The transcript is spliced from 5 exons.